AGCCAGCCUUGCGGGGACUCUGCCCAAGGAGGGACAGUAAGGGUUUUUGAGUACCAAGUCAGUAACCCUGACUGCCAGCAGCGGCUCCUCUUGACCCGGAGGCCGGUGAACACCUGACAACAUUCCCCUCCAUACAGCGCAGGGGCAGGGGCAGAUUAACCCUCCAUGCGGAAGGAGGAGUGGAGGUGGAGGCGGGACAGUGGCUGGCCCCUGGUCCAGGUCUUGCAGAGCCCUCCCCAUCUGGGGUGGGGUUGAAGCAAGUCACUCAGGGGCAGCUUCCCAGCUGGUGCUCCCGAGACCCUCAGCUCCCCAAUACCCUGAUGUCCUCCUCCUUCCUCCCAUUGUCCAUGGAUGGAAAAGGGACCAACGGUUCCUCCGGGGCUGAGCUCUCGUCUCCUGGUGCUCCUGCUCCCCUACGCCCCCCCCUCGGCCAGGGCUGCAGCCUGACGGGGCACUGGGCCCCUGUGCCCUGUGAGAUGGGCGCUGCCACCCUUACUCUGCAGGUGACGAAUGGAGGCGAAGUGAAUUGCAGUGUCACACGGCAUUUGAGUCCUGGACAGCGCCCAGGACUGGUCCGACCACCGCUAGAUGCCACCAGGGGGGCUCUGCCUGUCCCCCACCCCAGCAGACAGGCAGCAGGCCCAGUCCCAUCCAAGCUAGGUGGAGACCCCUGGUCCAUACCCUCCUGGGCUUCCCUCUGAGUUGUAUCCAACCCACCCAGCAACAGCUGCUCUCAGCAAGCCUCCUGGCCUCACCUGCACUCUCUUCCCUCCUCUCCUGCCUCUUGCCUUCCUUUUUUUGUGAGACAGAUCUUGCUCUGUCGCCCAGGCUGGAGUGCUGUGGCGCAAGCUCAGCUCACUGCAACCUCUGCCUCCUGGGUUCCAACAAAUCUCCUGCCUCAGCCUCCCAAGUAGCUGGGAUUACAGGCACCCAUCACCACGCCCAGCUAAUUUUUAUAUUUUUAGUAGAGAUGGGGUUUCACCACGUUGGCCAGGCUGAUCUCGAACUCCUGACCUCAGGUGAUCUGCCUGCCUUGGCCUCCCAAAGUGCUGGGAUUACAGGUGUGAGCCACUGUGCCCAGCCGCCUUCCUUUAAAAAAAAAAAAAAAAAAACCCCAAAAACCUGAGGUCUUGCUCUGAGGCCCAGGCUGGGGUAAUUGCAGUUCACUGCAGCUUCAAUCUCCUGGGCUCAAGCAAUUCUUCCUCAGCCUCUGGGGCGCCAGGACCACAGGCAUGAGCCACUGCACCGGGUGUUCUUGGCUCCCUCGAAGCAUCCCUCAUGUUCCCGUCUCAAGGCCUUGGCGGGCUCUUUCCCUGUCUUGCUGAUGUCCCAGGCCCACCCCACCUUUUCCCUGGCCCUGCCAUGUGCAGGAGGCAGGGCUGUCACUCUUGCUGCCUCCACACCUCAGGGGAGGCUGUGAGCCAGGGUGGCCAAUCAGAGCACAGCAACCUCGGGCUACAGGAACUGGUGCAGAGUUGGAGACAGGAACCAAUCAGAGACCUCACUGAGACCCUCCUGCCAUGGCCUGGUCAAGGAGUUGGUGAGUCUCACUCUCCCAAGACACCUUCCCUGCCACGUGGAGAAGGCUGUGCACACAGGGAAACCAACACAGGAGGGCCGCCAGCCAUAACGGAGACAGACACAGGGACCAAGAGACUGAGACAGCCUCUAGAUGCUGAAGCCUGCGCUGAAGCAGUUGGGCCGUGAGAGGUUCUUCCUACUGGAGGAGACUCCAGGGCUUUGCAUUUCUCCAACUCCCUGCUAAGGUUCUGAGCCAUUUGCAAGUUUGUGCCCCCAUGUGUGCCUGAGGGCCGGGGGCACCUGUGCAUAUGCUCAAGGGCUUUCUGUGCACACAUGGCACCUGCAGUGCGGUCCCAGCCAUUCCUCAGCUCACAUCUUUGCAUGUGAGUGGUUCUGGUACCACUUGUCUGCCCAGCGCCCUGGUGCCUAUCUGCUGCCUCAUGUGAGCUCGCUGGGCCACCCUCUGACUGCUGGACCCACCUCCAGAGGCCACUCAGGGCAAGAGAGAUGGAUCCCAAUACCCCACCCAGCCAGCCCCAGCCCCCUAUGGUCUGCCACCUUCAAUUCAACCUCCUCACUGUGGCUGCAGCUGUGAUCUCAUCCUUCCUGUCUCAUUUUAAUGCCACCUUUUUCAGGAAGCCUCCCCUGACCAGGAAGCCAAGUGGCCUCACUACCCUCUCCACACAGCACAAUCUAGGAAUGGCCUGCCCAGGUGGAGCAGCAGUAGUCAAAGAGGCUCCAUUGCUGCCCCAAGUCCUGGCCGUCCAGCACUCUGGACUCCCCUGAGGCCCCACCAUCAGGAGAGGGAGCCCCAGCCUCUGGGCCCUUUCAGGCUUGGCUGUGGCCCUGAGCGCCAGGGGUGAAGUUUGCUGAGCCUCACCUGGCUCUCUGCAUUUAUGGUGGAGGCGGGGAUGGGGGCCGAGCCAGACACUCAGGGGUGAAGCCCAACGCAGCCCAAUCAGUCAAACUGCCUCCUUCCCACUGAGAAGCAAGACAAGGGGCAAAACAGUUGUGACCCGCAAGUAUCCCGUUUGUUCCUGGUUGAGGACAUGUGAGUCCAGCAAGGGGCAGCCAAACUCCAGGAUCGUGAGGACCCACCCUCCCCAUCCUAGGCUGGGCCAGCACCACAGAGCCACUGAGCACAGGGACCUCUGCUCAAGGCGAUCCCUCCAAGAGUCUCACUCUGUCGUCCAGGCUGGAGUGGAGUGGCACAAUCUCGGCUCACUGCAACCUCUGCCUCCCAGGUUGAAGCAAUCCGGCCCCAGCCUCCCGAGUAGUUGGGAUUACAAGUGUGCACCAUCACAUUCGGCUCAUUUUUGUAUUUUUAGUAGAGACAAGGUUUCACCAUGUUGUCCAUGCUGGUCUUGAACUCCUGACCUCAAGUGAUACUCCAUCCUCAGCCUCCCAAAGUGCUGGGGUUACAGGCGUGAGCCACCGUGCCCAGCCAACUAUCUGCUUUCAUCUACCAUCCGUCAUCUGUCUAUUGAUCAACUGUCCUUCUACAAAAUACUAUCCUCUAUCAACCCACCACCCAUCAUCCACCAUUCAUAACACACCACCCAUCUAUCCCCAUUCACCAUCCACCAUCACCUUCCAUCCAUCUACCAUCCAUCAUCCACCAUCCAUCUAUCCCCAUUCACCAUCCACCAUCACCUUCCAUCCAUCUACCAUCCAUCAUCCACCACCCAUCUAUCCCCAUUCACCAUCCACCAUCACCUUCCAUCCAUCUACCACUCAUUCAUUCACCAUUCAUUUAUCCACCGUCCAUUCAUGCAUACAUCCACCAUCCAUCUAUCCACCAUUCAUCCAUCCACCAUCCACUCCCACUAUCCAUCCACCAUCUAUCCAUCCACACAUUCACCAUCCACCCAUCCACAACCUACCAUCCAUUCAUCCACCAUUCACUCAUCCACCAUCCAUUCUCCACCAUCCAUCUACCCAUCCAUCCCUCUGCCCAUUCACAUAUCCACCAUCCACUCAUCCAUCAUCCACAAUUCACUCAUCCACCGUCCAUUCAUCCAUCCACCCAUUCACACAUCCACCAUCUACCAUCCACCAUCCCUUCAUCCACCAUCCACCCAUCAUUCACUCACCCACCAUCCAUCCAUCCACCCAUCUAUAUGUCCAUUCACCCAUUCACCAUCCACUCAUCCACCACCCACCAUUCAUCUAUCAUCCCUCAUCCACUAUCUACCAUCCACCAUUCAUCCAUCCACCCAUUCACCAUCCACCAUCCACCAUCCACCCAUUCACCAUCCACCAUCCACUUAUCCACAAUCUGCCAUCCACCAUUUGCCAUUCAUCCAUCCAUUCAUCCACCACCCAUCACCAUUCACAUCCACCAUCUGCCAUUCACCAUCCACCAUCCACCAUCCACCUAUUCACCAUCCACCAUCCAUCCAUCCACCCAUCUAUAUGUCCAUUCACCCAUUCGCCAUCCACUCAUCCACCAUCCACCAUUCAUCUAUCAUCCCUCAUCCACUAUCUACCAUCCACCAUUCAUCCAUCCACCCAUUCACCAUCCACCAUUCACUCGUUCACCACCCAUCCUUCCAUCCACCCACCAUCCACCACCCACCAUCCACCAACCACUAUCCGUCUUACCAUCCACCAUCCACCAUCUAUCAUCCACUAUCUACCAUCUGCCACCCAUCCAUCCACUUAAUAUUCACCAUCUACCCAUCACCAUUCACUUGUCCAUCAUCCACCACCCACCAUCCAUCAUCCACCUACCAUCCAUUAUCUACUUAUCUACCAUCCAUUACCCAUCCAUUUAUCAUCCUAUCCACCAUCUACUAUCCACCCAUUAUCCACUAUCCACUAUCUAUUCACUAUCCACCAUCUAUUCACUAUGCACUGUCCAUCUCCAUCCACAAUUCACCAUUUAUGCAACCAUCAUCCACCAUCUAUCCAUUUACCAUCUACCUAUUCACCAUCCACCAUCCAUCCAUUCAGCAUUCAUCACUCACCAAACAUCCACCAUUUAACACCCACUUUUUUUUUUUUUUUUUGAGAUGGGGUUUCACUCUUGUUGCCCAGGCUGGAGCACAAUGGCGUGAUCUCCGCUCACCACAACGUCCGCCUUCUGGGUUCAAGCGAUUCUCCUGCCUCAGCCUCCCAAGUAGCUGGGAUUACAGGCAUGUGCCACCAUGCCUAAUUUUGUAUUUUUAGUAGAGAUGGGGUUUCUCCAUGUUGGUCAGGCUGGUCUCGAACUCCCGACCUCAGGUGAUCUGCCCGCCUUGGCCUCCCAAAGUGCUGCGGUUACAGGCAUGAGCCACCGUGCCUGGCCAACACCCACUCUUUAUGAUCUACCUGUCGGCCAUGUAUCCAUUUAUGCCAUUAUCCAUCCACCACUCCC
Gorilla gorilla gorilla (western lowland gorilla) is the source of this 4879-nucleotide messenger RNA. RefSeq lists its product as uncharacterized. The record is from RefSeq and is a predicted model, not a curated record. The coding region runs from base 3292 to 4692 and encodes 466 amino acids. Lineage: Eukaryota; Metazoa; Chordata; Mammalia; Primates; Hominidae. The transcript is spliced from 2 exons.